This is a messenger RNA of Jaculus jaculus (lesser Egyptian jerboa), 1422 nucleotides long. It is a transcript of the gene Fpr1, whose product is annotated as formyl peptide receptor 1. Gene Ontology annotation, biological process: complement receptor mediated signaling pathway; inflammatory response; phospholipase C-activating G protein-coupled receptor signaling pathway. The coding region runs from base 74 to 1117 and encodes 347 amino acids. Gene Ontology annotation, cellular component: plasma membrane. The record is from RefSeq and is a predicted model, not a curated record. Gene Ontology annotation, molecular function: N-formyl peptide receptor activity; complement receptor activity. Lineage: Eukaryota; Metazoa; Chordata; Mammalia; Rodentia; Dipodidae. The transcript is spliced from 2 exons.
UUCCCCAGGAGACAAAGACUUAGAGCUGUUCAGAGGAGGGUCCUCAGCUGGUCUCCAUCCAGGGAAGGACAAGAUGGCGACAAACACCUCUUUCUCCAUGAAUGUGUCUGCGGGAUACCAGUCUAUACCAGCUGGCUACAUUUUCCUGGAUAUCUUCUCAUACUUGCUUUUUGCCAUCACCUUUAUUUUUGGUGUACUGGGCAAUGGGCUUGUGAUCUGGGUGGCCGGCUUCCGCAUGGCACGCACUGUCACAACCAUCUCUUACCUGAACCUGGCCAUAGCUGACUUCUGUUUCACUUCUACCCUGCCAUUCUUCAUAGCCUCCAAGGCCAUGGGAGGAAACUGGCCUUUUGGUUGGUUCCUAUGCAAAUUCAUUUUUACGAUAGUGGACAUAAACCUGUUUGGAAGUGUCUUCCUCAUUGCUCUCAUUGCCCUGGACCGCUGCAUUUGUGUCCUGCAUCCAGUCUGGGCCCAGAACCACCGCACCGUGAGCCUGGCCAGGAAGGUGAUCAUUGGACCAUGGUUUUGUGCUUUUCUCCUUACAUUGCCAGUUAUCAUUCGUGUGACCACAGUGCCUAAUAGGUUUGGGCAAAUGUCCUGCACUUUUGACUUCUCACCCUGGACAAAGGACCCCGCAGAGAAGAUGAAGGUGCGCAUUGCCAUGCUUACACUCAGAGGGAUCAUCCGCUUCAUCAUUGGUUUCAGCAUGCCCAUGUCUGUGGUCGCCAUCUGCUACGGGCUCAUAGCCACCAAAAUCUACAGGCAAGGCCUGAUCAAAUCCAGCCGUCCCCUGCGCGUCCUCUCUUUCGUUGUGGCUGCCUUUUUGCUCUGCUGGUGCCCGUAUCAGAUAGUUGCCCUCAUAGCCACGAUCAGGAUCCGUGAUUUCUCAAGUAGUAUGAGCCAAGAUCUGAGAAUCGCGGUGAAUGUGACAAGCUCUCUAGCCUUCUUCAACAGCUGCCUGAAUCCAAUGCUCUACGUCUUCAUGGGCCGGGACUUCAGAGACAGACUGAUCCAAUCUCUACCUGCCAGUCUGGAGAGGGCCCUGAGUGAGGACUCAGCCCCGACCAGUGACACAGGAACCAACUCAGGUUCACCUCCUGCAGUCAUUGCACUAUAGUCAGAUGUGGGGUGACCACUGCAGGUGGGAGAGGGUAUGCUUUUGAACUUCAACUUCCAUCUUCCUCUGCCUUGAGCUACACUCUGCCACAGGCAUUUCACGCUGAUCUUAAGGCUACCCAUUCAUCCGGAAAACCUCUCCAAGAUUUCUAUUGAUGUCUUUCUUGGAUCUUUAGACCUCAACAGUGAACAGCAGUACAGAAGAUAGAGAAGAUUGCUUGGAAUAAUCCAGAAUGAUAACUAACUGCUAUAGACAAUAAGUUAUAUGGUUAUUCCAGGGAAAUAAAGAAGGAGGGACAGUUAAGA